AUGCUGUGCGGUACCCACCUGAAUGAUCUCCUCCAUGUCGGCCCUCAGGGAGGGACGGCGGGUGCCUUCGUAUCGCUUGGGAUUUCCAAUGCUCUCCUACCGCUGUCCGAUGUCGACCGAGGCGCGUACUACGCCCUCGCCGCUGUCGCACUGUUUCUCUCCACCAUGAUCUUGUCCUAUCUCGAAAAGCCACCUAUAUGGCAUAAGUUCGCAUUGCUGGUCAACACAGUCAUGAUCUUGUUGUAUCUGAGCCGCCCCGACGUGACAUGGUACUACCCAUUGAUCGGGUUGCUCUCGGUCGUGCUUGGGAUCGGCUGCGCUCUCGCAGCGUCGCUCCUGCCCCUUCCCUCGAUCGCCACGCUCCAGUUCGCCCGCGCCAUCCAAACCAACAUGCUGAUCGCGGCGCACCUCACGCUGAUCGAUCGCCAGGUGCUCAGCAAGUUGAUCGAGCUGAUGGUGGGCGUGUAUACGACGAGCCCGCGGAAGGACCAGAAGCGCACGCGGUUGCGGAUACGGGCCGAGCUGUUCCUCAAGGCGCUGCGGAGAAACAUCGCGGCGACCGCCCAACUCGCCGACGCGGCCAAGUGGGAACACUUCUUUGCCACCGAAGACGCGGCCAAGCAGUAUCUGGCGGCACUCCAGAGCCUCGCCGAAGCAGCCACCGCCAUGCAUCUCGGCCUCGAUAACAUCAAAUACAACAACAAGCUCUACGGUCCGCAUCUGACCUACUCGGGGGAGCCGCUCAGACGGAGCACGGUCGCGAUGCAGACCUACCUCCUCGGCACUGCCCCGGGUCUGCAGUGGAAGGCCAGCAAGCUGUCUCCGCUCUACAACUUCUUCACCCGGCCAUUCGUGAUGGCCGUGCCGCUCGAGCAGGUGACGGUGGAGGCCUCCGGGCACCUCCGAUCCUUGCGGUCGAAGCUGCACCAGGAGGAGGAGCAAGUGGAGCAGGCCCGGAGGAAGGUGGCGGAGGUCAGUCGAUGUAUUGACCAGACCCAUCGGCAGUUUCGGCACGACGUCAUCUGGUCCGCUGGCACCAAGGCGGAGAAUCGAGGGUGGUCCCUUGACGACGUGAUCCCGAUCCACUGCUUCAUGUUCGGCCUGCAGACCUUCCUGCGCCAGUCGUCCCAGCUGCACACCGUCCAGUUUCGCUGGUACUCCAGAGACCCGCGGGAAUACUUGCGACAGUUUAUCUAUGCCGAGUUCAUCGCCCCCAUCGUCAGCGGCGCAAAGACGUUGCUGCGGUUGGUGAAGAUGCCGUGGCGCGUGUUCACGUUCAUAAGAGACACGGCGCCAUCCCGUCGCAAACGAUUCGCCGAAUGGAACCAAUGGCUGUUUAGUCUGGCCCUCAUCGUAACGGUGGCCGGCCUGCUGGUGUUCAUUCCCAGCCUGCAGUCCAUCUUCCCCUUCGGCCUCUGGGCUCCGCUUGCCGUCGUGCUGAGCGUCGAGCGAGGCGCUCGCCAGGGCUCCACCCUCAAAGCCACCGGCUUUCGCGUUUACGGGUACUUGAUCGCGUUGAUCGCCGCCGGUUCGCCGUACGUCAUCGCCGCGCUCCUCGCCGGCUGGGUGUUUGUCGCCGGCUACUCGCGCUCGAGCAAGACUUGGGGCGGCCUGGGCCUGAUCAUCACCAUUUCGGCUCCGUUGAUCGUGUUUCGAGGGUCGGGGCCGCUGGCCACGACGCUGGGCCUGCAGCAGCUGGCCCUGUACCGCAUCCAGGCCACGCUCAUCGGUCAGCUGGUGGCGAUGGGUAUCAGCAUAGUGUGGCCCGUGCGCGCAGCCGUGCUUCUGCGCAACCGAUCCACCGCACGCACCCUCCUGGGCGUCAGGCACUCCGUGGCUGCUUUGAUCACAUGA
Molecule: messenger RNA, 1854 nt
Organism: Acanthamoeba castellanii str. Neff
Lineage: Eukaryota; Discosea; Longamoebia; Acanthamoebidae
Exons: 17
Coding region: 1-1854 (617 amino acids)
Source: RefSeq, a predicted model, not a curated record